Messenger RNA from Colossoma macropomum (tambaqui), 5377 nucleotides. RefSeq names its product rab11 family-interacting protein 2. Gene Ontology annotation, molecular function: small GTPase binding. The transcript is spliced from 6 exons. The coding region runs from base 508 to 1959 and encodes 483 amino acids. Lineage: Eukaryota; Metazoa; Chordata; Actinopteri; Characiformes; Serrasalmidae. The record is from RefSeq and is a predicted model, not a curated record. Gene Ontology annotation, biological process: regulated exocytosis. Gene Ontology annotation, cellular component: phagocytic cup; endosome.
GGAAAUGAGGCACGAGGAAGCAGGGAGAAGGGCAGAAUUUUAACGGGCACAUUUUUGGGGGAAACCUCAGCUGUUUUUGUUUCUUAAACAUAAAUUAAUCAAAAAACGGCGUUUAAACCGAGCAGUAGACGACCGACUAAAGGCUGCCAAGGAAAGACAUUAUUCCACAGCCAGUUCCUUCGCUGCAUUUGAACGGAAAGUAUGACUCUGAGGUAAAAAAGGCUACUUUUGUGGAAGAUGCACUGUGGACAUACAAGAUGCCCUGGAUGCUAACUUGUCUCCCAUAGUUGUAUUCCUUUUGAAUGAAGUGCAAAGGAGGGACAAUGUAGAUUAAACUGCAUACAUUUAAUCCCAGCCUUUACAUUUCUACCUAAUAUUGGUCUUUUCCACUAAGGGCACUCUUGUAGUGUUGAGUCAUGCAGCCCUUAUACACCUAAUCAAAGAAUGAAGCAGUGAUUUGAGCUGUUUUGUCAGAUAUAGUAGGCCCCAUCCAUAAAACGCAAUACAAUGUCACUAGCCGAGCAGUCACAGAAGUGGUUCCCGACUCACGUCCAAGUGACGGUCCUCCAAGCGGCAGACCUCCAGCCGAAGGGCAAGAAUGGCACCAACGACGCCUACACGAUCAUCCAGCUUGGGAAAGAGAAAUAUUCAACGUCGGUGGCGGAGAAGACCUUGAGUCCAGUAUGGAGAGAGGAGGCUUCGUUCGAGUUGCCGGGCCUCCUUGUGGAGGGCAACCCGGAGAUUUACGAACUGUGCCUCAUAGUCAUGCACAGGUCUCUGGUUGGGAUGGAUAAGUUUCUAGGACAGAAGAGCAUCAACCUCAACGAGAUAUUUGACAACAAGGAACGAAGAAAGAUCAACUGGUACACCCUGGAUUCUCGUCCUGGCAAGAAGAGGAAGGAGAGAGGGAAGAUCCAGGUGAGCAUCCAGUUCAUGAGGAACAACAUGACCGCCAGCAUGUUCGACCUCUCCAUGCGGGACAAGCCACGCUCGCCUUUCUCCAAGCUCAAAGACAAGAUGAAGGGCCGCAAACAUGACAGUGCCUUCUCCGACACCUCCUCUGCCAUCCUGCCCCGUUCGGGACAGUGCGAGACUGACUCUCAGCUUCCCCAGGGCCUGCCGAACCAGCAUCUCCAGCCACCAGCCGGCUGGGUGGAGCCCAAACCCAAACGCUCUCUCCUAGCAGGAACUCAGAAACUCUCUGCGGCACACUCCAUGUCUGACCUGAUAGGAACCCACUUCAGGCCCAAACUGGACUCCAUGAACUCUAUAGAGGAGAGUGGUGGAGUUCCCCCUCACAGGCGCUCUCAGAGCGAGGUGCCCGGUUACCAGGACGGUGAGGCGGCGGCCGACCCGUUUACAGACAUUGGCGACAACAUGCCGCAGAAAUUUGCUACGCUCCCCCGCAACCGCAACCCCUUCGAAGGAGAUCAGGCGGUGUUCUGGGACCGGGCGGACCGGAAGGAGAAGAAGGAGAAGGUCAGCCUGCUCGAGCGAGUGACGGGAAAGAAAGAAGGACGGAAGACGAGCAACGGAGCACGCUCGGGCAGUUCAGGGGACCUCCGAUCUCCGAACCCGUUCACCUCUGAGCAGGCCAGCGACACCAACCCCUUCCUUCCACACUACAUGCCCAGUGAUAACACGAAACCCAUCAGUAAUGAAGACUUGAGCCAGAAGAAAAAGGCCUCCCCAGAGAAGAAACAAGGCAAGAAGAACACAAGAGAAUCUGAGGCUGAGCAGCGCCAGACCAGUAUGGCAGCAUACAGCGGCCUUUCGUUUGAAGAGGUGGUGCAGGAGCUGAUCAAGCAGAAGGAGGUGGUGAAGAAGAAGGAUGCCCACAUCCGCGAGCUGGAGGACUACAUUGACAACCUGCUGGUGAGAGUGAUGGAGGAGACACCCAGCAUCCUGAGGACGCCGUAUGAGCCCAAGAGGAAAGCAGGCAAAAUCUCCAAGAAGUAGAGGUGAACUUCAUCGUAUCAUCAGAGUGGUACAUCUGAUGUUUGAACAAGACAUGCAAGCAAUGAACAAAAGGACUGAAAUGAGCAGUUCUGGUUACAGGCAACCUUGCUAGUUUACAUGUGUGACACCUUAACUAAAAAUUGGUUACAGAAUGAAGGAUUAAGGACUACAUACUUCUGUCAUUGCCAAACAUUCUUUUUAAAGGUAGGUUUGGGCACAGGCUGACUAACAGCCUUUUCUGUCAAUAUAUACACCGAUAUUUGUGGCUACCUUGUGCUCGCAUACCUAUUUAGUUUGUGGUAAGCUGUAGAGAGAAAAAAAAAACUUUCUUUGUGCAAGGAGACCGACGUUGUGAUCCGAAAACAGACUGUGUUCAGUUGACUUUGCUGUCCUAAGCACAGCAAUAAUAAUGAUGAGCAAAUAUUUUAACCAUUUGAAUUGACAGUUUAUUUUAUAAUGCACUUCAAUUUAUCGCCACACUCAUACUCAGUAUUGUUGCUAUCAGAGUUCAGCCACAUGUUCAGCCUUUGUGGGUAUGUGGCAACCAUUGCACUCGUAUCAUAGGCACCUACCUGUCUGUGUGGAGGGUGCUCAGUUGUUGCUGAGUACGAUUAAUGUCUGUUGUGUUUACUGGAUAUCUUAGGAACGUAGAAAGGCAGAGUGCAGUUUACUGUGACCUUGUGGCCAUGAGCUGUUUGAUAACAGGGUAUCUACACUCACCCCCUGCUGAAGUGUGUUUACACUGUGCUGUGAGACUAAAGAGUGAAACUGGAACUCCAUCAUCAUCUACCAUCAUGGAGUCCAUUCUUAGGUAACCGAAUGUUGCCAGACUGCUGUCAAUGUUUCAUGAGUUACGGAACGUUUUAUCACUACUGUCGCUUAUUUCUAAUAGUGAUCAGUUGAGCUGGUACUGGAAUCUGUUUGGUGUGGUUUGAUAUAUUUUGGGGAGAGGGUACUAGCACAUUGGUACUUACAGUGCUGUGGAAAAGUAUUUGCCCCUCUACCCAAUUUCUUCCAUUUUUGCAUAUGUGUCACACUUGAAUGUUUCCAAUCAUCAAACUGUUUUUAAUAUUAGACAAAGAUAACCCAAGUAAACAUAAAAUGUUAUUUUUUUAAUGAUGAUUUCAUUUAUUGAAGGAAAAGUGCUGUUCAGCCCUACCAGCCCCUAUGUGAAAAAGUAAUUUCCUCCUUAGCUUCUAAAUCAACCAAUUAACCAAAUUCAGUUGACUGUUGGGACAAUUUCACUUGCAUCACCCAGGCAUGAUUACUGCCAGGCCUGUUGAAUCUAAACAUCAUUUAAAUAGAACCUGUCUGGCCAUGUGAAGCAGCUAGAAGGUCUCAAAAAGCAGCACAUGAUGCCACGUUCUGAAGAGAUACAAAUACAGAUGCAAACAAAGUCAUUGAAUUCUACCAGUCUGGAAUGGGUUACAGAGUCACUGCUAAGGCUCUGGGACUCCUGCGAACCACAGUGAGAGUCAUUAUUCACAAAUGAAAAAAACUGGAUCAGUGGUGAAAUUUCACCAAGAGCGCUUUGAUGUUUCAUUUAGGAGGUGACCAAAAAACCCAGACAAACAUCUAAAUCCUGCAGACCUCACUUGCCUCAGUUGAGGUCAAUGUACACGAUUCCACAAUAAGAAAGACACUGGGCAAAAAUGGCAUCCAUGGGAGAGUUGCAAGGCACAAACCACUGCUGACCAAAGAAAAAGGCAAAGGCUAUCUCAAAUUGCUAAAAAAAUAUCUAGAUGACCCUCAAAACUUCGGGAUAAGAUGAUGAGUCAACGGUGGAACGUUUUGGAAGACGUUACAUUACAUCUGGCAUAGCUAACACUGCAUACCACCAUAUGAACAUAAUUCCACCAGUCAAACAUGGUGGUGGUAGUGUGAUGGUCUUGGGCUGGAUGUCUUGUCGUAAUUGAUGCAACCAUGAAUUCUGCUCUCUAACAGAAAAUCCUGAAGGAGAAUGUCUGUCCAUCAGUUUGUGACCUAAAGCUCGAGCACAGUUGGGUUUAUGCAGCAGGACAAUGAUCCAAUACACACAAGCAAGUCUCUUUGAAUGGCUCAAAAGAAGCAAAAGUAAGGUUUUAGAGUGACCGAGUCAAAGUCCUGACUUGAAUCCCAUUGAGAUGCUGUGGCAACGACCUUAAACAGGGAGUUCAUGCUUGAAAACCAUCCAGUGUAGCCAAAUUAAAACAAUUCUGCAAAGAAGAGUGAGUCAGAAUUCAUCCAUAGUGAUGUUAAAGACUCAUCGGACAUUAUCGCAAACGUUUGCAGUUGUUACUGCCAAGGGUGGCACAACCAUUUAUUAGUUUAGUUUAGGGGCAGUUAUUUUUACACAUGGGUGAUAUAGGUUUUGAAUAAAUUUUAUCUUCAAUAAAUGGAAUGACAGUUUAAAAUCUGCAUUUUAUGUUUACCUGUGUUGUCUUCUUAGAAUAUCUGUGUGACAAAUUAGCAAAAAUAGGAGAAAUCGGGUGGGUGGCAAAUACUUUUUCACAGCACUGUACUAGGGGUGCACCAAUAUUGAAUGUCUGGGCUGAUAAUGAUAACUGAUGAUUAACACUUUGAUGUCACGGAUAUCGAUACUGAUAACAGAUUCGUUUGAUGGUGAAACUUACUUUUGCAUAGCUAAAUCAGAUCUGACAGUUGUUGCAAACAUUUGUUGCUCAUAUUUCACAUUUAGCAAACGUUCUUCUCCAGAGCUGCUUACAGUGCUGUGGGAAUGUAAUGUUAGAACUCUUACCCAAGCACUUUUAUUAGGAUAGCAGUGCUGCUUGGAUGGGGUUGGACAUUUUUCAUACUUCUGUAUACAACACAAUGGAAGUUGUCACAGUACGGAAAACAUUACAGCACGUUUUUAUAUCCUCAGAGAGUUGUCAAAGUAAGAUGGACAGUCUACUUUUAAUGUAAAUCUAAAAGUACUUUUAGACUAGACUACUGACAUCUGUUGCUUCGGUGUCUGGAUGGGCGAGAUGGGCCGCUCCUCGCUCUCUUGCUCCUCGUUCACUGGUCGGAGAAACCGCACUCCUUGUUUGCUUUGUAUGAUUCAUUAUUAUGAUGUUUUUUAUGUCUUGAACGUACGAACAAGACACUACACACUUUGUUUCAUGAAUUAUAUAAUUUAUGGCUGCUAUUAAACGAAAAACUAGAUAAGCAUUCAGUGCUACACAGGUUUUUUUGGAAGAUAUAGGCUUGAAGUGAUGGCUCAGUCACAAGCUAGAAAUCUACUAAGGGUAAGCAAAUGCAUCUUCUUUAUCAUGCGCACAAAAAAAGUGGAUGAUUCGAGUCUAAGUGUAGUAUCUGUAGAACUUUGCUGCGGUCAGUGAAUUUGCGGCCUAACGUAGACAUUGCGUAUGAAUGGCCGUGAUGUGCAAACUGUAGACUCACUGCUGCACCACUCAUGUCAAGCAGAGUAGUCAGUGUU